AUGAAGAAAAAUAUUUAGCUUUACCAAAUAAUUUAUUUUUUACUUUUAUUCUCUAGUUUGAUUUAAUUUAUUUCUGCAGACAAUAACUCUGAUUAAUGCUAUUUGGGUUGCGCAACAUGUUCACAAAAUAACUCUCCUAACUCCUGCAUCACUUGCUAUAAAGGAAGAGGAGAAACUAUUUUGAAUUAAUCCAUUUAUAAUAGCUGCCCUUGUUUUGGUGAUUACGAAGAAACUCUUGACUAAGAUUGCUAACCUAAGAGCAGUUCUUACAAAGCUAUAAAUGUAAUUAUGUCCAUUUUUGUGAUCAUUCUUAUCAUUUUGCUUGUACUGUUAGCAGCAUCUGGACAUCACUUACUCACAUUUAUCAUAUUCGAUAAUUUCUAAUUGAUUGGCUAUCUAAGAAUAAUAAAUAUCCCUUUAACUGGAAUUAUGGACACUGUUUUGGGAACUCUGUAAAACUUAAAUUUAGGAAUCCUUUUUGGUAGAACACUUAACUACUAACAAAAUUUAUUACUUUCUAAUGGGUAGUACUCUCCUGUAUAAAUUCUAAAUGUUCCUGAUUAAAACAUAACAUCACCAGCUUAGCUACCGCUGAUGGGAUUUAGCUACAGUUUCCUUUAUAAUAUGAUGUCAUUGCUAAUAUUGUACAUAGUAAUAGGUUCAAUCAUUUCAUUUUUUGUCAUCAUCCAAAAAUGCAAACGCUACAAAAGCGGAUUAAUUUUCUUAGUCAACCAAAAAAGAUAUACCACAAUUGUUAGAUUGAUCACCAUUACAAUAUGUGAAGUUAUCUUUUAUGCCUUGUUGUAGCUUUAAAAAAUAAGUUUUUCAAACUCUUUUAACUAAUUUAGCUUUGCAUUAACAAUAAUAGCAUUAAUAGGACUAGCAGUUUUGGUAUUUUUUUUAAUAUUUGCAAUCAAUUGGACUAUUUAGGUUUAAGAAAUGAGCAAUCCUAAAUAUAAUACCUACUUCGAUAGGUUGAAGAGAAAGACUCUUGUUAAUAAAAAUUUAAUUUGCAUAUAAUUGUUUGUCAAACUCAUUUUUAUUUCAUUUGUAGUUGUCGGAAUCACUUAACCUGAAACAAGCUUAAUGAUUCUAUUGAUUCUAUAUGUAGCAUAUUCAAUCUUAGUUGCAGUCUGCAUAAGUUUAACCAAGGCAAGAAUUUACAUAGCUUAUAUCCUCCUAACAAUAUUAGUGAUCAUAUCUAUUAUCUUAGUAGGCAUAUACAAAAUUUUAGGGUCUAACAUAGAUUCAAAUAAGAAUGGAUUACUCAUUAUAUCAUGGUUUUUUGCUAUCUUUAUAAUGAUUUCAGUAAUUUCAUGUGUUAUAUAUGCUACAGCUGAAUUAAUCAGUGUUUUGCCAGACCUAUUAAAUAAUUUACGCUAGGCCUGGAACUAUUUGAAUAACCAUGAAGAAGUAGUCGAAGACGAUGAAAAUAUCUAAAACUAGUAGAACACCAAAGACAUUUCUAAUAACUUAGAGUUUUCCUUAGUCACUAAAAGAAAACUAGCUACAAAAAAUAAAAAGCAAAGUGUAAACCAUAUAUUUUAAGGUAUUAACAACUAAACUUAAACUGCUUAAUGGUAUGAUAACCCACUUAAUUCUAAAUAAUAAAAUGAAAUAGAUUAAAUAUAACAAUCCUUCUAGUAGCAAAUAAAUUUCGAAUUAAAUGAAAAACAAAGAGGAUCUAUGAUACAAUCUAGAAUAUCUGCUAAUAAUGAAUUCAAUAUCAACAAUAAUGAUCUUUGA
Messenger RNA from Tetrahymena thermophila SB210, 1746 nucleotides. Its product is annotated as transmembrane protein, putative. The transcript is spliced from 2 exons. The record is from RefSeq and is a predicted model, not a curated record. NCBI's taxonomy places the organism in Eukaryota, Ciliophora, Oligohymenophorea, Hymenostomatida, Tetrahymenidae.